CAUAUCGGAAUUCGCACCACGAGGUGCUUGUUUUUGGGUUGAGAUUUCAAUACCUGUAAAUUCCUUGAUUUGUAUAAAAGCAACCGAUAUGCCAUCCAUAAACCCGUUGCCUCCCAAAGAGAAUGCUCUUUUUAAGAGAAUAUUGAAAUGUUAUGAACAGAAACAGUAUAAAAGUGGGUUAAAAUUUGCCAAACAGAUUUUGACAAACGUCAAAUUUGCUGAACAUGGAGAAACUUUGGCUAUGAAAGGUCUGACAUUAAAUUGUCUAGGAAGAAAAGAAGAAGCCUAUGAUUAUGUCAGGAGAGGAUUACGUAAUGAUCUCAAGAGUCAUGUCUGUUGGCAUGUGUAUGGGUUACUACAGAGAUCAGAUAGAAAAUACGAAGAGGCAAUUAAAUGUUACAGGCAUGCUCUUAAGUGGGACAAGGAUAAUUUACAGAUCUUACGAGAUUUAUCAUUGUUACAAAUACAAAUGAGAGAUUUAGAAGGUUACAAGGAUACACGGUAUCAACUAUUGGUAUUAAGACCUGGUCAGAGAGCAUCAUGGAUAGGAUAUGCUAUGUCCUAUCAUCUAUUAAAAGAUUAUACCAUGGCGUUAAGAAUUUUAGAUGAGUUUAGAAAAACCCAGAGUGUAAAAACAUAUGAUUAUGAACACAGUGAGUUAUUGAUGUACCAGAAUUUUGUUAUGAGAGAAGCAGGGAUGUAUAAGGAGGCCUUAGAAUUUCUGAGUGAAAAUGAUGAACAGUUAUUAGAUCGGUUAUCUGUACAAGAAAUUAAAGCUGAGAUUUUAUUAAAAUUAAAUAGAAGAGAAGAGGCGGCUAAAAUAGCACAGGCUCUAACAGACAGAAAUCCUGAAAACUGGGCAUAUUAUAAAUACUUAGAAGAUGCACUGCAAUUAGACAAUGUGGAAGAAAGAUGUAAGAUAUAUUCCGAGAAAGAGAAGAAGUUUCCACGGGCAACUGCACCAAAAAGAUUACCAUUAACCUUUACAACAGGUGAUACAUUUAGAAGGUUAACAGACACAUUUUUGCGGACAGCUAUUAGGAAAGGAGUACCUCCACUGUUUGUGACAAUGAGACCUCUUUACACAGACCCAGCCAAGGUGAAAAUUAUAGAAGAACUUGCUCUGAGUUAUGUAAAGAACUUAAAAGAAACAGAUUAUUUUGAAGCUAACUGUGAUACAUCCGAAGAAAAAGAACCAGCCACUGCCUUAUUGUGGACAUAUUAUUAUCUAGCUCAACAUUAUGAUUAUUUAAGUCAGACACAGAAAGCUCUAGAGUAUGUAGAUGCUGCAUUAGAGCAUACACCAUUACUAAUAGAAUUAUAUGUUUUAAAGGCCAAAAUUAAAAGGCAUGCAGGUGAUAUAAAUGAAGGUGUUAAAUUAAUGGAUGAGGCCCAGUCAUUAGAUACAGCAGAUAGAUAUAUUAAUUCAAAAUGUGGUAAAUACAUGCUUAGAGCUAAUCUUAUACAAGAAGCUGCCGAAAUGUGUUCAAAGUUUACAAGGGAGGGAGUAUCGGCAAUGGAAAACCUCAAUGAAAUGCAAUGUAUGUGGUUUCAAUUAGAGUGUGCCUCAUCAUAUCAAAGAUUAGGAAAAUGGGGAGAAGCACUUAAAAAAUGUCAUGAAAUAGAUAGGCAUUUUUCUGAAAUAAUAGAAGAUCAGUUUGAUUUUCAUACAUAUUGUAUGAGGAAGAUGACAUUACGAGCUUAUGUAGAGUUAUUACAAUUAGAAGAUAAAUUGAGAAGUCAUCCAUUUUAUGUCCGAGCAGCUCACAUUGCAAUAGAGAUUUAUUUACAUCUACAUGAUCAUCCCUGGACACCUGAAAGUGAACAGAACAAUGAUCUAGAUUCAGAAAAUUUAACACCAGCAGAAUUACGAAAGUUAAAAAGAAAACAGAAAAAGAAAGAAAGGAAAGCAGAAGAAGAGAGAGAGAAACAGUUAGCUGAACAAAAGAAAAGAGAACAACAGAAUAAAAAAUCUCAGGAUAAUGAUCUGGAUGGACCGAAAGAAGAAGAACUUAUUCCAGAUGAAUUAGCAAAAACUGAUAAUCCACUGGAGGGUGCCAUCAAAUUUUUAAAACCACUUCAACUGCUGAGUCCUAAUUUAGUCCAAACUCAUGUUGUAGCUUAUGAAAUAUAUUCUAGAAAAGGAAAGUUAUUAUUGAUGUUACAGUCUAUAAAACGUGGUUAUCAGAUAGAUAAAGAUGAUCCUCAAUUUCAUACUUGUUUUAUUAGAUUCUUAUUACAUGUAAAGAAAGUAGGUGAAUUAAGUGAAGGAGUUAAAACUGUGAUAGAACAAGAAGUAGAAAAAUUAACAGAUAAUAAACCAAUAAGUCGAAUAAAUCAACAAUUCCUAGAUCGUAAUCAUAACUCUCUUCCUCAUUUAUUUGCGGGUGGUCAGAUGAUGUAUUUAAUUGAUCCUUCUACAAGGGAAUUAGCUAUAAAAUUAGCUACAACAGUAUCAAGUAAUGUUAAAGGUGUAACAAGAUUGGUGUGUAUAGAUGUACUUGAUUCUCUGUGUAAAGGAGAUUUUGGAAUGUGUGAACGUGAGGCAACAGACUAUCAGGCACAAUGCCACAAUAUUUUCCCUUAUGCAACAGCAUUUAUGAUACCGGACAAUAAUCCAACAGAACCCAUGUUAUCAAAUGGAUCAGCGUCUUAAUUUACAUAGUAAAUAAAUUUGGAGUGGAUUAAGAUAUAAGUGUGGAUAAACUGUGUGUCGAGUUGUUCUAAAGGAAAGUUUGGAGUGACCAUCUAUUACAGGCAUAAUGGGGAAUAUUAACCUACAAACUUUCAACUAUGUUUUCCCACAUUACGACAAAAAAAUUGAUGCAGUUUAUAUAUAAUGUAUUAUACAUGUUAUUUUUUAUGAAACGUGUGAAUAGAAGUUCUAGUUCAAAAUAAUAUACAGAGACUGUUAAUAGUUAUUAUAUUAUUAUAACUUCUCCCUCCCUCCCUCACAAUCCUAUAUGGCAAAUUUCAAAUGUAAUUUUUUUUUUCCACAAUUUUUUUUGUCUGAUUAACGAAUGAAUUACAAAAUGUUCCGAAAAAGAGAUAUGAUUAAAAGUUUAUUUUGAUUGACAGCUAUCUGUAAUCCAUUAUAGUCACACAAUUUGCAUUUAAUUGUAUAUAUCUACGAUUGUUGAAUAUUAAGUUAACAAUGAUGAAAUAUCUGAUUAAUUUCAUGCUAAAAUAUGGAGUGUUAUCCCUGAUAUGGAUAACCAUAUUUUGUGUUUAUUAGAUUGUGAUUACAGAAGAUAAUCGAGUCUUUCGAUCAAACAUAACAAAUCUAUAAGCAAUACAGUCUAUUAAUCUGUAGACUUAUUGUAAUUUCUGAUUUAAAAACUGUUAAAUCUGUUCAUGGAAAGAUAUUGUCUAGAUAUUGAUCCAUAGUUUUUCACUACAUCAAUAAUAUAUCACUUUAAGCAAGCAAUGCAGCUGUUACUGAGAGUUAAACACAUAUUUAUUUGUUAGAAAAUCUGAACUUGAUGUAUAUGAAAUUUUCUAGCCAAUUUUGUAGAUAUGGAAUAUAUGAAGCAUCAAUAGUUUAACACUUCUAUUGGCAAUAGGUUAAAUAAUAAUUUUUAGGCAACUGUCAAUUUUUAAAUCAGGAAUAUUUUUUUCUAUAAAGUGUAUUUCUACUAAAUUUUCUAUCUGUGUUAUGUUUAAAGGUUGAUACCAGAUGUUGAAGGAUUUUAAAGGGUCAUGACCUAUAGAAAAUAUUUCAAUGUCCUCAACUAAAGCCAAGAAACCUCAGCUUUCAGAUCUUAAUGUUGUGCUUGUUAUGAAAAUAUUCCAUUCAUUAAAUGGAAUCAAUCUAUGUACUGUUUUUUUUUUUUUCAAUGUGUUACUGGCUGUCAUCUUUAGGUAAUUCAGAUUUUAAUAAAACAGAAGACAGCCAAGUGGAGAAAAUGUCUGCUGUACAACAGAAGUUUUGAGCUGGCGUUCCUUAGCUUUAUAAAGUUCUUUAGAGAGAAGAAAAACUUUUCACAUGACAAAAUUCAUGGCUUCUUCUUAUAUGGAUCGUUUUUGUGUAAUUGAAUUUUGAUUUAGUUGUUGUCAUAUUAAUAUUCUAUUUAUUACAGACUCUAAGUUAUAUUUGAUGAAUUUUGUUAAAAAUAAUUUUGUGGUCAUCAAAACAUUGUUGUGCUUAGUGUAAAGAAGAAUUUUAAUUAAUCAUGAAGAGUAAAAUCAGAGAAAGGAAUCAAAUUUCUACUUAAAGUGGGUAGACAUCUUUUACUCGGUGAUUAUAUUUUCCACAUCUAUGUUAAUUUCACAGUAUUUUUAUCUAAUUUGUACUUUAAUUUUUAUACCAAAUAGAAUAAUAAACAUUUGUGUCAAAUAUUUUCAUAGAAAAAACCAAAGUGAAUUUAUCUCUCAACUUUGAGUGUAUAUCAUUUGGGAUUGUUGGUAGAUGAAAUCAUAACUUGAAAAAUAAUUAUAUUCUUUCACCCAACAUGUAAAUUAUUUGUAAUAGUACAGACAGCUUUAUGGAUAAUGUUUCAAUAAGAUUACUGUCAAUAUCACUGCUUGAUAACGGCGAGAGUAACCUUCUUAUUGAAACGUUGCAGUUGAUAUAUGUUGUUAAUGUUAUCCACAAAGUUGCCUGUAUUAUUAUAUAUUGCUAAAUUUAUUUUGUACUGGAUCAUUGUAUUGGAAAUAUUAAAUCCAUUAUUCGCUUGAGGUUCGAUAGUUUAUUAGCAAGUUGAAUUCUUUCAUGGAAUUAAUUAUUCCAUAUCUAGCUUGUUUCACAUAUCACUACAGAUGUUCACCAGAUUCAUUGAUUUCAACACAUUUAUUAAUUCAUCUGCCAGUGGUGAUGCUUUUUAUAAAUAUAUUCUUUCAGGGAAGUUGUAUGUAAAAUUCUGAAUACUGGUAUAGUUAUUAAAUUCUAUUGAUGAUUUUGCUUGAUAUUAAAUCCUGUGUUUAAUCAAAUUAUUCACAGUAUUAAAAGUAUUUAAUUAAAUAUUAUUAAAAUCAGCUUUGGUUGUACAUUGUACCAAAUAUACAAGUUUUAAUCUUGUUCUGUUAAAAGCAAUUUGCGUCAUUUUCAACGUUAUUGUACAGAGCAUGAUUUUGGGGUUUUUUUUCAAGAUAAUGUAUUUUGUAAGUUUUCUUUGGCUAAAAAAAAUAUAGGUUUAAAAAAUAUUGCAAAUGAAGGCAAUUGUGUGCUAUGUGAAUAAACUUUCGUCUUUUUUUUAUGA
Messenger RNA from Patella vulgata (common limpet), 5198 nucleotides. Its product is annotated as N-alpha-acetyltransferase 15, NatA auxiliary subunit. Gene Ontology annotation, cellular component: cytoplasm; NatA complex. Gene Ontology annotation, biological process: N-terminal peptidyl-methionine acetylation. The record is from RefSeq and is a predicted model, not a curated record. Gene Ontology annotation, molecular function: protein binding; protein-N-terminal amino-acid acetyltransferase activity. NCBI's taxonomy places the organism in Eukaryota, Metazoa, Mollusca, Gastropoda, Patellidae. The transcript is spliced from 22 exons. Bases 89 to 2656 code for a protein of 855 amino acids.